AUAGUACUUCUUUUCUCUGAUAAAAAAAAAUCCCUUUUUUUUCUUGUUAGUUUUUGGAUGAUCAUUUCAACAUGGAUAUAAAAAUGACACGGCACACUUCGACUAAUCUCGAAGACAUUGGCAAGAAAAUAGCCCAGAUUCUACGAGACCCUGGCGAUGCAUUUGAUCAGGCGUCGGUUGACAUUGAUGCAAUGACAUUGUCGGAGCUCAAGGCGUUUGCAGAACAAGGUGGUUUGGGUGCAUGCGUAUCCAAAGCGGAUGUACUUGCGGAUACGCCAGAUGAUCUCAUGUACCUGUCUGGGGAACGAAUCGUGGUGCUCAAACAUAUAAAGAAUGACCUUUAUCUAGGCUACUGCGAAGGUGUCGUUGGACAAUUUAAUGCAGAGAGCGUGCACUUUGUGGAACUCGAUCCGCGUGUAUUAGAAUCUCUCGACGCCGAACUCGAUUUCGCUACUGAUGGCGAAGGAGGAGGUCCACAUCCAGACUUCCAUCGAUAUUCGAAUAGCAGCAGUAACGAAUCACCUAAUCGCCAUUAUUCGUACUCAUCGACUUCGGAACAGCUCUCUAUACACGAUCCUUCACACAAAUGGCCUGGUCGAUCUAGUCUCGAAAGUCUGGUGACAAACUCGUCAACACCAUCCAUGCCCAAUAUGCGACAAAAUAGAGUAGUAGAAGACCCAUACUAUGGAGGUAGCAGCAAAAAGGGGCUGCUUGUUAGUCCAACACCUCCUCCACCACCACCAUUGUUAAACAGCGAAGAAGGAACAGAAAACUUUGAUACCUCUGCAUUUAACGACGAUUAUUCGGAUGAUUCGGAUAUCGAGGCCUCUAUACCACAAAUGCAAUUCACAACUCAACAAACCGUAUCGCCCACAGGAAUGGAGCCAGGAACAACCUUGUUUAAAUCCACAACAAUCAGAGCAGUACGACCCGCUGGCCGGAGACCGGUUCCUGACAAAGACCAUAGUAUAUCUGCAGAUGAUGAGGAACAGCAUGAUGGUGACGAUGAAGGAGAUAAACCAAUGCCACCACCGAAAGAUUUAUCAAUAUCGAGAGAGAAUGACAGCAUGCCUGUCGAUGAAUAUGGCUUUUUGAUCCAACCAGAGCAUGCAAGACUGAACGGCAAGACAUCGCUACAAAGAACGGAUUCGUCCACGAAAUCCAUCAAGGCGUAUAGAGAGCAGGAAAACAAAUGGAUUCAUACUCUCGGGAAAAUGGAUCCUGCUACUGUAAAGAAGGAUGCCAAGUUCAAAAAGAUGGCUCGUUCUGGAAUGCCAGCAUCGGUCCGUGCACGCGUCUGGCAGUUUUUGGCUGGUGGUGAUUCGUACAAAAAGAGCGGAAUGUAUCAGAACCUUUGUAAUAAGCCACGAAUUAAGAUCUUUGAUGUCAUUGAACGUGAUAUUCCACGAUGUUAUCCAGAUCAUAGUCAAUUUAGUGAUGAGACAGGACAGGGACAGCGCGAUUUAGGUGAUAUUUUGAAAGCAUAUUCUCACUAUAACACACAACUGGAGUAUUGCCAAGGCAUGGGCCGACUUGCAGGAUGUAUGUUGAUGCAUAUGCCUGCUGAGGAUGCGUUUUGGCUACUGGUCGCUACUAUUGAUCGCUACAUGAACGGAUAUUUUACACCUUCAUUAUCGCAAAUUCGCAUUGAUGCUUAUAUUAUCGGUGAAUUACUCAAAGAUCAUCAGCCAAAGUUGGCACAGCAUCUAGAAAACAAUGAUAUACAGCCCAUCAUGUAUAUAGCACAAUGGUUCAUGACGGCAUUCACAUUAACAUUACCAUGGAGCUCCGUAUUACGUGUAUGGGAUGUAUUCUAUUUUGAAGGCGUCAAAGUAUUUUACCGGAUAAGUCUUGCUAUACUAGAACUCGUAAAAGAUCAUCUCUUGACGGCAUGUCCCACAAAUUCUGAAAUUUUGACAUUCUUGUUACACAUUCCACACGAGUAUCUUGCACCUGAUCAGCUUUUGGAAGUCGCCUUCCGCAUCAAACUGUCAAAAACCGAUAUUCGGCGGUAUGCGAAAAAGGCCAGUAGCAGUACGACAGAUGCCAUGGGACUACCUCUUGAGCACGGACUCAAGAACUUGAUGGCUGGAAACCCUACGUCGACGUCGUUUAAAGGUCUUGGAGGCAAAAUAAUCAAGUAGAUUCAUUAGUAUUCUUCUAGCACCGUGUGUUAUUUUCAAAGCAUUUCUCCAUAAUAUUCAUUAAUUCUUCCACCAUAAUACCUUAAAUCAUCAUAUCAUCAUCACAACCUUUCUAAUUUUAAUUUCUCAUUCUUUUCCUUUUUUUCACACAUACUUAAUCAACAUUAUUCUUUACAUGCUGCGAUAUUCCAUUUCUUAUUUACCUUUAACUUGACUCAAUAAUAUAAUGCGUGUAUAUUA
Molecule: messenger RNA, 2384 nt
Organism: Zychaea mexicana
Lineage: Eukaryota; Fungi; Mucoromycota; Mucoromycetes; Mucorales; Lichtheimiaceae
Product: rab-GTPase-TBC domain-containing protein
Exons: 10
Coding region: 72-2144 (690 amino acids)
Source: RefSeq, a predicted model, not a curated record